AUGAAAAUAAUUACAUUGAAACUCUUAUCUUACAGGUCUUGGGAUAGAUUUAAAGUACUGGACAGGGAACAAAAACAGAAUGAUGUCCAUUCCCAUACGAGUUUUCGAAUUAUCAAAGUUCUUGUGUAUUUUUGUUUGUUCAUAAUUUUACUGUCUUCCAUGGUAAUUCAAAAAAUCAGUCUUGUAAUUGCUACUUCAAAACUGAGAAAUUACACAGAAAUUACCAACAAUUCUACUGGAACUGUGGAUGAAAUUUCAGAUUACGGUGUACACAGUCUUCUUUUAGUGUUUGCUAUAUGCACUCCAUAUAUUCUCAACUUCUUUGCAAGUUGUUGGAAAGUCUUUUUUGGAAAUAUGAAUCGACCAAGUUUUGCAAGUGUUCUAAUGUGUAUCAUAAUUGAAGCCUUUCAUUCCAUUGGACUAUGCAUACUGGUAUUUCAACUUAUGCCUGAUCUUGGAGCUGUUCAAAGAAUAUGCGUACUAAGUGCUAUUGCUAUUAUUCCCAGUGUCUUGAAACCAUUUACAUUUACAGAACAGAGACUGGUGGGAAAACAAAUGCAAAUAUGUAGAAAAGUAACAAUUAUUAUUUUUGAUGUGCUUUCAGUCAUCAUUCAGGCUUCUGUAAUUCCAAUUCUGGUGCUUCCAGAAACAAACUUUUUGCCUGAAAUAGCUGAAAUUAACAUAACUGAGAACAAGAGGGAUAUGCCGGGAAUAUUGAAAGGAAUUUCCUACAAUACUUUUAUGUAUAUCAAAGUUUUUGCAGUUUUCAUAUUCACUUCAUUAUCUUGGUGGGAAAAUUUUGCUCCCGACAAAGGAUACUUUUGUAAGAUUUUUCAGCCAGGCAUAAAAAAAGUAAAAUACGAGUUGCAAGAAAGCAGACCGUAUUUUGGUAUUAUUGUUUCAAUAACAAAGAUAGGAAUGACGGUUUUAUCCGCACGCCUUCUGGUUGGAGAGGGCUUGGGACUCCUCAGUUCUGAGUUUUGGUCAGCAGUUGCCAAAUAUAACAACAUAAACCUUUUUUCGGACAUAAUUGCUCUAACCAUAUCCAGUUUCGUCGGUUAUUACGUCGCAUAUACCGCCUGUAAACUACAAAUGCAAAUAUUUUCGUUUUCCAUUCCUUGUCUGAUUUCUACUCCGAUUUUCAUCACAAGUAUGCUUUAUUACUGUGAUGACAGUGACAGCUUUCUUUCUGUGAUAUCCUCGAGUAACUUAGAUAUUGCAUGUGACCAUAAUCAUGGGUUUGCGAAGAAUUGGUUUCAAAUUUCAGUUUUUGCUAUCUGACUUAUAUCUCUGUACUGGGUCGGACAGCACAUUUGGUUUCCCUCGCAAGAGCGACUUGCUAAGAUGAAACGCCUGUUUGUCAAUCCCCUAUAUUGUGGAAUUCUAAUGGAGCAACAUUUGGUAAUGAAUAGAAGGCGAAUAUUAAAAGACAUAUCAAAUACGGAAAAGACAAAACCAAAGAAGGAGAAAGACAAUAAUCCUCGUGUCUUUGCAUGUGCAACUUUAUGGCACGAAACUGUACACGAAAUGAAGCAGUUACUAAAAUCUUUGUAUAGAGUCGACAAGGAUCAGUCUGAGAGAAAUGAUAGAGACCAAGAUUUUUACGAAUUUGAAGCACAUAUUCUUUUUGACGACGCCUUCCAGAAAAAUAAUCUUAACGAUUUUGUACGAAAUUUUGCGUCUGUAAUGAAUGAAACUGCAAGUGCAGUCCACGCAAAGGCGACUAAACUGGAAAAGCCAUUGAUUAUUUGUACAGUUUAUGGAGCGCAAAUCGUUUAUAGAAUGCCUGGGAAAAACCUUAUGUUUAUUCAUCUGAAAGAUAAAACUAAGAUACGAAACAAGAAGAGAUGGUCACAGGUAAUGUACAUGUAUUAUUUGCUCGGUUAUCGCUUAACUAUCGAAGUGCAAUCCCUGAAAAGAAGAACAGAAACAUUUGACGAACUUCUAAAACCGAGGGCAAACAACACAUUUCUCCUUGCUUUGGAUGGAGAUGUAGAUUUUUCACCAGGGUCGCUGAGGAUUCUUGUUGACAGAAUGAGAAAGGACGAAAGAGUUGGAGCUACAUGUGGCCGUAUUCACCCAAUCGGAAGUGGUCCGAUUGUUUGGUAUCAAAAAUUCGAGUAUGCAGUUGCUCAUUGGCUUCAAAAGGCGACGGAACACGUAUUAGGAUGUGUACUGUGUUCUCCUGGAUGUUUCAGCCUGUUCAGAGGUUUCGCCUUAAUGGAUGAUAAUGUGAUGAAAAAAUAUACACAACUACCAACAGAAGCAUCACAUCAUCUCAUGUAUGAUCAGGGAGAGGACAGAUGGCUGUGUACUUUACUUUUACAACAAGGCUACAGAGUUGAUUAUGCAGCGGGAGCAGAUGCUUUUACAUACGCACCAGAGGGAUUUAAUGAAUAUUUCAAGCAAAGAAAAAGAUGGGGUCCUUCAACUCUUGCAAACAUUAUGUCUCUUCUGCAAGAUUGUAGAAAUACAGUUCAGGCUAAUGCAAAUAUAAGCUGGCUGUACAUUUUGUAUCAAGGGUCACUGAUGGUUGCAACUAUAAUAGGACCAGCCACAAUUUUGAUGAUGAUUGCUGGAGCUUUUGUAGCAGUAUUCAACGUUGAUCUGCUUACAUCAUACCUUGCAUCUCUUGCUCCUGUGAUCCUGUAUUUCAUAAUUUGCGUGACUUGUAACUCAAACAUCCAGCUUCUGGUAGCACAGAUUCUGAGUGGAAUAUACGUUAUAAUCAUGAUCGUUGUCCUUGUUGGUGUUAUCAUUACCGCUGUCACCGAAUCGCCAUUUCAUCCUAGUGUGGUAUUUCUUUGUGGAAUCAUAGCUAUUUUUGUGAUAGCUGCUUUAUUUCAUCCUAGAGAGUGGGACAAUCUUCUGUUUGGGUUACUAUAUUUCGUUUUGGUACCAUGCGGCUUUCUUGUUUUGAUAAUUUAUUCAUUAUGCAAUUUAAAUGAUGUUUCUUGGGGAACAAGAGAAAGUGGGAAAGCAAAUACCAAAGCAAAAGAAAAGAAAAAUAUAUUUUCUAUGAUACUCUCACCGUUUCGGAAGAUUACAGAUACUCCUUCAAAGCAAAUUAUGUCUGAGGAUGAUGUUAAAUUACUGGUUAGAGAAAUAAUGAAAGAAAAGAAUGAUACCUUAGACAAAGCAUCCGGAGGUGAGCUAAAAGAAGUUAUUGUUUGCACAGAAACAAAAAGGAAUACCCAAGAAACAAAACAAAAUAGUAUUGAACUAAAAAGAACUCCACAGAGUGAUAUUGUAUCAGAACCAGAAUGGAUUAGCACAGGUACAUUUAAAGGGAAACGUGUAGAGAUGACUGGAAAAGAAGAGGAAUUCUGGAAAAGAUUCAUUGACAAGUAUCUUAAACCCCCUCAAAGAGACGAAGCAAAAGAAAAAGAAGACAGAGAAAAGUUAAAGGAAUUAAGAAACAAUGUCUGCGCUGGGAUGGCUGUUCUGAAUUUAAUCUGGGUUUCCAUAAAUUUUAUGUUUCAAUUGAGGAGACCAACAAUUGUCACUUUAACAACGCUUGAAAAUGGAGACAAAAUAGACAUAGAUGUCCUGGGAUUGCUGUUUAUCAUUUUCUUUACUCUGAUUCUCGUCCUCCAGUUUUGUGGUAUGGUGAUGCAUAGAUGGGGAACAUUUCUUCAUUUAGUGGCAAUAACAGAGAUCCCUAACCCUUUUCUUAAAAAGGACGAGACUCCACUAAACAAAGAUCAGUCAAUUCCGGAAGAGGAAAUUGAGGAAAAUUUUGAGAAGCAAAUCGAAAAUCUAUCUCUCAUAGGGAGACGUCAAAAAGGAACAGAGGAAGAAUUUAUGGAUAGAAUGAGAGGUCGCUUUGGAAAAAUUAGACAAAGGAGGCUGACGCAACCCAUGUUGUCUUCCAAUUCAGACUGAGAUACAUAAUAGAAUGUAUAGAAUUAUGUAUAAAGCUAAUUAUAUAGUUUAAAACUGUGAUAUUCAAACUGAUUCAUAA
Saccostrea echinata is the source of this 3964-nucleotide messenger RNA. RefSeq names its product chitin synthase-like. The record is from RefSeq and is a predicted model, not a curated record. Gene Ontology annotation, cellular component: cell periphery; cell septum. Lineage: Eukaryota; Metazoa; Mollusca; Bivalvia; Ostreida; Ostreidae. Gene Ontology annotation, molecular function: chitin synthase activity. The transcript has 18 exons.